This is a messenger RNA of Oreochromis aureus, 1615 nucleotides long. It is a transcript of the gene acmsd, whose product is annotated as aminocarboxymuconate semialdehyde decarboxylase. Gene Ontology annotation, biological process: secondary metabolic process. Lineage: Eukaryota; Metazoa; Chordata; Actinopteri; Cichliformes; Cichlidae. The transcript is spliced from 10 exons. The record is from RefSeq and is a predicted model, not a curated record. The coding region runs from base 278 to 1288 and encodes 336 amino acids. Gene Ontology annotation, molecular function: carboxy-lyase activity; hydrolase activity. Gene Ontology annotation, cellular component: cytoplasm; cytosol.
CCAUGAUGUGAAACCAAAAUAAUCAAUUAAAGCCAUGAGUGCAGAAUUCAGGCUCAGUGUAACGAAGGCAGCCAGUUAAAGGAGCAGUUUAAAGCCUCUGCUCUGGUUUUCUGUUUGUUUCAAAGAUUAGGCAAUAAAUGUCCCAGCAGCAGCAGCAGACAUUCACCUGUCGGUCAUUGGUUUCAGGCUCAGGGUGGGGAGUGAAUGUGCCCACAGUUUUUCCCAGGAUACCUCGGCCAGCAGACUUUUACGUUUUCCGUGAAUAAUAAUCAUAAGGAUGAAGGUUGAUAUUCACAAUCAUAUUUUACCAAAGGAGUGGCCCGACCUGAAGCAGAGGUACGGCUAUGAUGGGUUUGUCCAGCUUCACCAUCACUGCGAGGGUGAAGCAAAGAUGAUGAAGGAUGGGAAGGUUUUCCGGGUAAUACAGAAAAACUGCUGGGAUCCAAAUGCUCGCAUAAAGGACAUGGAUAAACACGGUGUCGCACUGCAGGCCCUUUCGACCGUUCCUGUGAUGUUCAGUUAUUGGGCUAAGCCUCACGACACACUUGAUCUCUGUGUCCUUUUGAAUGAUGACUUGGCUCAGACAGUGUGUAGCCACCCCAAGAGGUUUGUGGGCCUGGGCACGCUGCCCAUGCAGGCCCCUGAUUUAGCUGUGAUGGAGAUGAGGCGCUGUGUGAAGGAGCUAGGCUUCCCUGGGGUCCAGAUUGGGUCACAUAUCAACAACUGGGACCUCAAUGCCUCUGAACUCUAUCCCUUCUAUGCUGAAGCAGAGGAGCUGGGUUGUUCCAUAUUUGUCCACCCAUGGGACAUGCAGACAGAUGGGAGGAUGGCAAAGUAUUGGUUACCCUGGCUAGUGGGUAUGCCAUCUGAGACAACCAUGGCUAUUUGCUCGAUGAUAUUUGGUGGUAUCUUUGAGAGAUUUCCAAAACUGAAAGUCUGCUUUGCUCAUGGAGGUGGCUCUUUCCCAUUCACUGUUGGCAGAAUUGAACACGGCCACAAAGUCCGCCCUGACCUUUGUGCAGUUGACAACGAUGUCAGUCCACGGAAAUACCUCGGUUCUUUUUACACCGACUCCCUGGUUCACGAUCCCGCCUCCCUGAAGCUGCUCAUUGACGUUAUUGGAAAAGAUAAAGUGAUGCUGGGAACAGAUUAUCCAUUCCCACUUGGUGAGCUACAGCCAGGGUCACUCAUCGAGUCGAUGGAUGUGUUUGAUGAUACACUAAAGGAUAAACUGCUUGCUGGAAAUGCACUAGAAUUCUUGGGACUGAAACGGGAGCUUUUUAUGUAACAUGAUACUGAAAUACCACCAAUGGUCAUUAAGUACAAAGGAUUUUUUUUGCAAAUAUUUGUGUUUGAAUGAUUUUUUAAAAGAUUCUAAUUAUGGAACGUUGUUAUUGUUGUUUAUCAUGAGAAGGUAAGCACUGUAUUCAUAGAAGAGACAGCUGAUGUUGCUAUUUUCAGAAUGUAAAGAUGUAAUGUUAUCACUCUAAGUUAGUCCUGCACAAAUUUUAGAGUAAUUACGGUAUAGUAAUGGUAAUGUUGUAAAUGUAACAGGUUUUCCAUCUGUUUGAAGUUGCAGCGUUUCAGUAGGCUCUAAAUAAAAAUGUUAAUAUGA